Molecule: messenger RNA, 13129 nt
Organism: Lagopus muta (rock ptarmigan)
Lineage: Eukaryota; Metazoa; Chordata; Aves; Galliformes; Phasianidae
Gene: TOPBP1
Product: DNA topoisomerase II binding protein 1
Exons: 28
Coding region: 59-4621 (1520 amino acids)
Biological process (GO): DNA replication initiation; mitotic G2 DNA damage checkpoint signaling; mitotic DNA replication checkpoint signaling
Source: RefSeq, a predicted model, not a curated record
CGCAAUGUGAGUCGCCGUUUUCCCGCCCGCCGCGAUACUGCAGGGCGCUGUUUAAAGGAUGAAAGGCAGCAAGGAGCUGUUCUUGGUGAAAUUCGUAAAAUCUUCUGGGAGCUCGGAGUAUUUCUUGAAAGCUUUGGAGUCUAUAAAAGAAUUUCAGUCUGAAGAACAUCUCCAGAUUCUUGAAGAAGAAGCAGCACUCAAUAUAAAAGAAAAUGAUAAAUCCCUUUACAUUUGUGAUCCUUUCACUGGUGUUGUUUUUAAUCAUCUCCAAAAGCUUGGUUGUAGAAUUGUUGGACCACAGGUAGUCCUGUAUUGCAUGCAAUCCCAGAGAUGUGUCCCAAGAGCUGAGUAUCCUGUGUAUAACAUGACCAUGGCUGACGUAACGAUAUCCUGUACCACCCUAGAUAAAGAUGUUCGGGAAGAAGUUCAUAAAUAUGUACAAAUGAUGGGUGGACGUGUGUACAGAGACCUCAAUAUGUCAGUAACUCAUCUUAUAGCAGGAGAAGUUGGCAGCAAGAAAUACUUAGUAGCUGCUUCUCUGAAAAAACCUAUUUUGCUUCCUUCUUGGGUUAAGACACUAUGGGAUAAAUCUCAGCAAAGCAUGAUGAGAUAUACUGAUGUUAACAUGGAAGACUACACUUGUCCUGUGUUUCUUGGCUGUACGAUUUGUGUAACUGGCUUAAGUAGUUCAGACAGGAAAGAAGUCCAGCGCCUCACGGCUGAACAUGGUGGGCAGUAUUCAGGGCAACUCAAGAUGAAUGAAUGUACUCACCUCAUAGUUCAAGAGCCAAAAGGUCAGAAGUAUGAAUGUGCCAAAAAAUGGAACGUCCACUGUGUGCCUGUGCAGUGGUUUUCUGACAGCAUUGAGAAGGGCUUCUGUCAAGAUGAGACAAUGUAUAAAAUAGAGACUGGAUCAAAACUAAGCAGUACACCCAGUACCUCCACACCCACCAGUCAUGCCAGCAAGCUUGACACUCAUUCCCUUUCGGACGUCAGCUGCAUUUCCAAUGUAAAUUUGAGUAGAGUUAAUGAAACUGCCUGUAGUUCUGCAACGAGCAGCAGACUGGAUCCUCCUCCUGAUGAGUUGGAGAACUUGGACAUAAGCACUUUUCAAGCUCCUGAAGAUUUAUUAGAUGGCUGUCGAGUCUAUCUGUGUGGCUUCAGUGGUAGGAAGCUGGACAAGAUGAGAAGGCUUAUUAACUGCGGUGGUGGUGUUCGAUUUAAUCAGCUUAAUGAGGAUGUUACCCACAUCAUUCUGGGGGAAGACGGUGGCGAGCUGAAACACUUUUUGGACAAGACGCUUCACAGGCCUCAUAUAGUGACAGCAAAGUGGUUACUGGAGUCGUUCAGUAAAGGCUAUCUCUGUCCAGUGGAGCAAUAUAUCCCUCAAAACUACCAGCUGUUAGUGAAUACAGUUUUGGAACAACCUGAUGCAAAGUUAGUUCUUCCCAAAAACAACAGCAUCUUGAAGAAGAAAGCUGUGAAUGUUGUAAAGUUCCAGCAAGCUGCAGAAGACGACUUCCUCUCUCAGUAUGUCAGUAAUGAUUCUACAUUAGUUGAAGCUGAGAAACUAGCAUGUGGUAGCUUCAAUGAUGUUACUCAUGUGACUGUUCAAGAAGAAAAUCAGUCUUCUGUCUGUAAUGGUUCUUUGGGAGAGCCUUCUGCACUGGAUGAAGGAGGUGUAUUUGCCAGGAAGAGAUUUCUUCUUUUGGGUUUUGGAGAAGAAGAUGAGUCCUGCAUUGCAGAUCUGAUUAAGGAGCAUGCUGGGAAAACUGUGCCGCUGCAAAGCAGAAUCAUUGCAGACUAUGCUGUGGUACCUUUAUUGGGGUGCUCUGUGAAGCCAACUGUUGGUGAUGUUGUCACGAAUAUAUGGCUGGUAACGUGUGUGGAACAGCAGCUCCUCUUAGAUCCCCAAUCCAAUCCACUUUUCACACCAGUCCCAGUAAUGGAAGGAGUUACUCCUUUGGUGGACUGCGUUCUUUCUUUUAGCCAAUUUACUGGUGCAGAGAGAGACUCACUGGUUUAUCUGGCAGGACUUCUAGGAGCAAGAGUCCAAGAAUUCUUCGUGAGAAAAGCCAAUGCAAAAAAGGGAAUGUUUGCAAGUACCCAUCUUGUGGCGAAAGAGCCGGAUGGUUCCAAGUAUGAGGCUGCAAAGAAGUGGAAUUUGCCUGCAGUCACUGUAGCUUGGCUUUUGCAGUCUGCAAGGACAGGAAAGAGAGCAGACGAAAGCAAGUUUUUGGUUGAACAUGCAGAUGCUGAAGAUGAGAGUUCCAUUACUAAGCUUAGCAAGACACCUCCAACUACUAAAUUUCCUGAUUCUCCAGAACGACCUGCUUAUCUCCACAAAGCUGGAAAAAAGCCAGCCGUCACCCCUCUUGAUAUCAACAGGUUUCAGAGUAAAGCUUUCCAAGCUGUCAUCUCUCAUCAUGUUGGGAAAACAGCAACUCCUCCUGCAGCAGGAGGGCUGCUACAAAAAGAACCAUCUUUACACCUUGAUACACCAUCAAAAUUUCUUUCUAAAGACAAGUUAUUCAAGCCUUCUUUUGAUGUAAAGGAUGCUCUGGCAGUUUUGGAUACUCCAGGAGGUCUUGGUCAAAGGAACAGGAAGCUGAGCACCCCUCUUUCUGAAGUCAUUGGCAGAAACCUGAAAUUGGCACUGGCAAACAGCACUCGGAAUACAGAAGCUCUUACUGCCAGCCCUCAGCUGAAGGCUGCACAGCCAGAAGUGGAAGAAGAGCUCAAGCCUCUAGCUGGUGUUGUCAUAUGUGUUAGUAAAAAACUUAGUAAGAAGCAAAGUGAACUGAAUGCUAUAGCAGCUUCUCUUGGUGCAGACUACAGAUGGUGUUUUGAUGAAACAGUAACGCACUUCAUCUACAAGGGAGGGCAAAACGACAACAACAAGGAAUACAGAUCAGUUAAAGAACGAGGAAUACAUAUUGUUUCAGAACACUGGCUUUUAGAGUGUGCCCAAGAAUAUAAACGGCUUCCUGAAUCUCUCUUUCCUCACACUUACAAUCCCAAAAUGAGCCUGGACAUCAGUGCGGUGCAAGAUUUCAGGCCUUCCUCUUCCAGUAAGCUUCCACCCACUGGAAAACCAGCAGAAGAAAGUGAGGUUAUUCUAGUGGAUGAAGAUGAUGCUGAAGAUGAUUUAACUACUGACCAAAUAAAGGAAACAGUUGGCACAGGAGGAGAGCACGUUGGAAUAAGUGAAUCCAGGGGAGUUUUAACCCAGGCGCUGGAAAUGAGGGAGAGCUUCCAGAGGCAGCUGCAGGAGAUCAUGUCUGCCACAUCAAUAGUGAAACCACAAGGACAAAGAGGAUCCCUUUCAAGGAACAGUUUUGACAGUUCUCCAGCCACUCCUGAUAGCGCACGGUCUGUGCGAAACGGCCGCAGCAGGGCCUUGGAAGCUCUAAGGCAAUCUCGUCAGGCUCUCACAGAUAUCAACACGGAGCCAUCCCAGAGUGAGCAGAUCAUCUGGGAUGAUCCUACAGCAAGGGAGGAGAGAGCGAGACUUGUCAGCAACUUUCAGUGGCCUAACAGUCCUUCCCAGUACACAGAGCAAGCUCAGAGUAACGUUAAUAGGAACACGGAUGAGUCUACCUUCAAAGGGUCCAUACCUGACGCAGAGAUUGCUGGUAUAGCUGUUCCUGAGGCUGGAGAUGGAGAUACGAUUGAAGAUCUGAAGAAUCCUGUAUGUAGAGAUCCUGAAACACCCGUUAAAGAUCACUUGAUCCCCACCCCGCAGGCUCCCAGCAUUGCAUUCCCACUGGCUAACCCUCCUGUGGCACCACAGCCCAAAGAAAAGGCUGUUACAGAAGAUGAGAAGGUAGAUGAAGAACCAGAAAAAUGCCGUAAAUUUCAGCUGUCUUCUCUUAAUCCUCAAGAAAGAUUUGACUAUUGCCAUCUGAUUGAGGAAUUAGGCGGAAUAGUACUUGAGAAACAGUGCUUUGAUCCAAGUUGCACACACAUCGUUGUGGGACAUCCUCUUCGAAAUGAGAAAUUCCUGGCCUCGAUGGCAGCUGGAAAAUGGGUGCUUCAUCGUUCCUACCUGGAGGCAUGUAGAGGAGCUGGCUGCUUUGUUCAGGAAGAAGAUUAUGAGUGGGGAAGUGAUUCCAUACUUAAUGUUUUGCCUGGGAUCAAUGUAAACCAGAAGAAGCUAGCGCUUGCAGCCAUGAGGUGGAGGAAAAAAAUUCACAAAGGAAGGCAAGAAACUGGAAUUACUGAGGGAGCGUUCAGUGGCUGGAAAGUGAUCCUGAAUGUUGACCACACCAAGGAAGCAGGAUUCCGACGCCUUCUUCAGUCAGGAGGAGCAAAAGUGUUCUCUGGUCAUUCUGUGUCUUUCUUCAAAGAAGCGACUCAUCUCUUUGCUGACUUCAGUAAGCUGAAGCCAGAUGACACCAGGGUGAACGUAGCAGAGGCGGCAGCCCAGGGAGUGAACUGCUUGAAGCCAGAGUACAUUGCAGACUUCCUCAUCCAGGAUCCACCUCCCCCAAUGGAGUCUUACUGCCUGCCGGAAGCUGAGCCUUGCUUCCAGAACAGCAAAGAACUUGGGACUGGAUUAUCCCAGAAAAGGAAAGCACCGGGAGAAAUGAGCAGAGUCAAGCGAUCCAGAAUGCACUGAGAAAGCUCUGUGCUUUUAAGUUGUACAUUUUAUAUAUUCGUAUUUAUAUUUUUUCAACCUCACCACAAAAAUUAAAAGCUUUGAAUCUCACUUCUCAUUUGUCCUGACAUUAAAAUAGGUUUACAGUAAUAGGGAAGAUCUUUUUGGUUACCGAUGCUGUUAACGAUUUGGUUUAGGGACAGCACUGUAUAAUAAAUAAAUACUUUGAGAUGCUCAGCACACUUUAUGUUUGUUUUGGUAGGGAAAACACCACUUGAUGAGAAUGCCAUUGCCAUGGACGGUCAUUCCAGUAGUGGACUUAUAUGUUGAGUAUUUCCUCUUGGUUUUGCCCAAGAGAAAAUACCAAAAGAGAAACUAGAUUUAAAAAAAACAAAACCCCAAAAAAGCUUAUACAUUUUAGUAAUAAAUUAUUCCAUAAAAAACUUUAAGUUUUUGCCAUUCCAAAUAUUAACACAUGUGUUAGUGAAUGCCAAUUGUACCACUGCAUCUCUGUCUUGCUUUGGGGUCACAUACUGAAGAUAACGCUGUUUACUAAUGCCUUAAAUAUCAGUUUGGAAUUAACUUUGCAUUGCACUGGUGAUGUUGCUUUGGGUUUUUAUAUAGGUAAUGGGAAGUAGGAGAGAAGAACAAGGGGCUGUAGGGUAUUUUUGUUGUUGUUGUUUAUUUUUUCUCCUUUGCUCUCAGAAAAUGCUGCUAUGGAAGGGUAGUGCUACUAUUGGCAUUUCACAGGUAAGCUUCAGAGAUGUCCAGGAACCACACAAGUCCUGUGAGUACUGUGACACAAGGGGCUGGACAGAAGGGCAGACUUGGUACAGCAGGCUUCUGAGUGUGAGCAGCUCUCCAGGUAUUUCUUCAGCACUCUUCUGAAGAUUUGUACAGCUGCAGACAGUGCCCAAGUGGACACUUGCAAUGCAAGAGCCUGGGCUGUCACAUAGGCAGGGCACAAGUGAAGCAAAGAGGACAGCAAGAAAAUUUCUGUCCCAGGUCUUGAACACCACAGUGACAGCGUGUUGCUGUCAGAUCACAAGUGCCUGCUGUCAUUGUUUGGAGUCACUGGACAGAUGAACACAAACAGACAAACCUGGAGGUAUAAUUCAGUUGCUUGCUGUUAAGAUAAAUUUAUUUUCUUCAGCUUUCUUUACAGGAAACAUCACAAAAGUGCUUUACAGAGUUUGAUACCAUUACUCUAACAUGGGACAAAAGUAGAACAGAGGUGUGAACUGCACAGUCAGAAGUUGGCAUAUGCAGAAACCAUGAGAGGGAAACCAAGGUAAAAAAGAACUACUGCCAAAAAUAUAUAUAUACAUAGCUUAGGUUUUGAACUUAAAUUAUUACUAUAAGGACAUAUAAAUAUACAGGCACCAGUAGGUUCCUGUGUUAACUGUGAAGGGCCGCAUAGUGAUCACCUUCUAUCCGCUGUGCUGGAUGGGCUCCUGGCCAUCCCUUUUUCCAGCCAGACGGUAUCCUCCUUUCUUUUGUACUGCUGUAAGAACUCAAAGGGCUUUAUCUUUGUUACUUCAGGUUGGCUCUAGUGCUGAGGCAUUCCUGUACAUUGCUGAAAGUAAAUUCAGUUUCAUAUUUUCAUUUAUAGAGAUGACCUCUUUGCCGUUCUUUGCUGUGUCGUCUUGUUAUUGAACCAAACCAAACCCCCCCUCUAGGCUGGACCAUGCUCCUACUGCCCAGGCAAGGCAGUUGUGCUUGAACUGACAAGUUACCAGUCACACAACUUCAUUCCUUCUUAUAGCUCAUCUGUUUUACUGUAACCAGUGCUACUCCUUUCAUUUUGCUGCAUUAUGUUGGAAUGAGCUGUCAUGGAGCCUUUGAGGAUCUAGACAUCAAUUCUUCAGCACUCAAGAAUGUUGUAUUUAUUUACUAAACAUUUUGCAGCAGCAGUUGAGCUGUGUACGUGGUGUUAGAGCCUAGAUUGGUGAUGUACAGCAUGAUCCUGACUCAUGGAUUCUUGCUUACGGAACUGCUCUCUCAGUAAAUGCUCAGUGAGGUACCUGGCUCAAGGUCCUUGGUAGGGUAAUAAUACAGCUGAACAAAAGAAGGGGAUAUCAUAGUGAGGAAAGAGUGGCGUUGUGGUUUGAGCUGCAGGAAAGCAAAUCUCUAAAAAAAAAGCCAUGCCAACUUACAAAGCCAGUUUGCCUUCUACCUAAAUUCCCAGACUAAAGAUGCAGUGCAACCAGCAAGAGCUCGUCAGCCCUGAGGGGUACAGAGUGGUUAAGUAACUCAAGAGGCAUAGGGCCAACGCGGGGAUCCAUGCAGUGGCAGCAGCAUAGCUGCUCCACCUCUGCUUUCAAAUUGGGAUGGGAGAAAAACUUCACCUCCACCCUACAGACUUGAUACAGUCCCCAGCAGCCACUACUGUAAGCACUAUAGGUAGAACACCUAAAUAAGGUAUCAUCCUGUGAACCACAGAUCAUUGUUAAUAGCAGAAAGCAGCUGUUUUGUAUGACAAAUAAUAUAAUAUCUAUAAUUAUAUAAUAUAUAAUAUUCCAAUACUGAGAGAGUACAGCUCCUAAGAGGCAAGCAUACAUCCAAACAGUCUGAGUCUUCUUCCAUCAUACUACCUCCACUCUAUUCCUAACUAACUGUCGCAUUCCUGGUAAAUGCAAUUAGUACUUAAAGGCUGAGCCUUACUUAUAGUUGUAUGACCUUUAACCUACAAGAUGAGAACAUAAAGAGAUGAAACAAGCCACAACGACUAAGCCUGCCCCUGUGUUGCUGCACUACCUUUAUGUCAAACAUCUAAUUUCAGUGUCCAGUUAAGUACUGCACUGGUUGCAUUACAGCAAGCAUGCCUGAGCACUCGCUGGUCAAAGCAAGGAAUGAAUAUGCUUGCUUCAUCUCUGCCAUGAACAAAGGAAAGAGUAACACAGAAAUUUAAGUUUGCCACAGGCUUUGUUCUCUUGUGCUGGGUUCUGGCUGCUGGGAGAUCUCAAAUCAAGUUUUAAUGAAACAGCGCAAGCGACAGGGAUAUGGAGCAACUCUACUGAAACCCAUAAAUUUAUGCUCCUGGAGAUCAGAUUAACAUACAUUUUACCUGCUAAGCAAUGUCUUUGCUCUCAUUUAUCAGCCGUAUUUAUGGUUCGAAUCAUUUUGUUAUUGUACAUAUUCUGAAAGAUACAGAACCAAUGGUUUGUUUAAAUUAAAAGAAAAUGCAACAACAUUUUAACUAAUGCUCCUCUGCAAGCACAAUAUUUGAAAGAAAGCAGUUACAGCUUGAUGACUUCAGUGCUGUAACAACUGAGCUAGAAGGAAAAUGUCUUUAUAGAAGGUAGACAAGAAAAGGUCAGAUUGAGUAAAAGACAGGAGCAAGUCAUGCUUGUCACUGAUAAGAACAGUGAAUUACAUACAUGACACCGAAGACUUCUGUAUAUAUGAUGGCGAAAUCCAAUGCCUAUAGAAAAUUAAUAGGUUUGCCAGCAUUAGGGAAAGUGGUGAUUGCCAGGAUAAGCUAACUUGUAAACCUGGCAAAGAGCAGAAAGUAAAGGUCAACAGAAAAAACAAAAGGCAGUGAGUAGUGGAAAGGCUUUAAACCACUCAUACAUGCUCUGGUGGGUUCUGAAUUAGUUGUGAUCUUCCAAGGGGACGAUCUAGGCAUCACCAUGGCAGCUCAAUGAAGACAUCUACUCAGUGUGCAGUCAAGAAAGCGAACAGAACAGUAUGGAAAAAUAUUACAGCGUAAAUUUCAGCUGGGAGAGGCAGUAAGAACAAGGCAGCUUAUUUGUAAAGGGAAAGAAUAGAUGAUGAACGUCUUAGAAUUCUCCUACCUACCAUGUAAUAGAACAUUCCUCAAGGCCACUUUAAGCCUGUUACCAGUCUGUUGACCUCACUGCUGCAUGAAAAAUGCCACUCAUCACCCUAAGUACAUAAAAAAAUCCUCCUAUGUUUUGCUUUAACAUUCAUCAUUCACCUAGUAGAACAUUCCCCCCAAAGGAAAUGCAGUAGUCUGUUGAAAUCUAAUAGUAAUCACUUCUGACACAGAAUCCUCACUGCUGAUACACAUUAACAACUGUCUUAGAGCUGCCAUAACGAUAAAACAUCAGUAAGAGAAAUAGCUGCUAGGCCUCAUCUCUCUGUCCAGUCCCACCAGAGGUCUGAUUUGUCAGCACGCAUGCCACCAUUGUGUUCUCUACUGCUAUUUGGAGCCCUGCUGUAAAAGCUGAGCAAUGAACCUCGAAAUCACCAGCAAGCAAAGGCAUAUUCAUAACAACUAUUUCUUCAUGCUCCUCCCACUGCACUUAACUGCUAGAACAGCAGAAAUAGUAAAUAGAGCAAGCGUCUCGUCUGCAUCUGUAUUCCUCUCCCUAGCUCUUCCUCUGCUUACUCCCAGUUCUGAACCAUGUCACCCUGCAUCCUGACACAGCUACAUGCCUUCAUGAGUGAACAGCUCUAGUUUCUAGCAAUUUGAGCAAGCCUUAGAACAGCCACAUGACAAGAGACGGCUCUGAGCAGAACUUUAUUUCAGCCACGGGGUUUACAAAAUACAGCAAUACUGAUUUUGAUGUAUUCCAUGUAAAAACUGAAAGCCUUAUAUUAAGACACCAUUUGGGUUUCACAGUUAACCAGAGAGGAAAUGCCUGUUAGGGCAAGGUUCAGGCUGAGCACUAUGACCAUGCUUAUUAAAAUAACCAUCUAAUUAUGUAAUACUUGACUAGAGCACGGGUUACGUUCUGUAAAAAUAAGUUCUCUCCAGAGUAGCAUGAAAUACUAUCAUGAAAGCUAAUGUAAGGAUGUUUUAUAACGAUUUUCUGUCCUUCCGCAGCACCAGAACUUCCUCUAAGAACACCUCCGGCCUCACAGCACCCUUGUAAGGUAUUUUUUGCACAGCUGGGGAAGCUGAGGCAAAGUGAAACCAAGUUACUCCAAGUUAACACAGCAACUCAGAGGGAAACUAAGGCCAAACCCCACUCUCUUGGCCCUGCAUGCUGGCUUCAGAACAUUUGCUUCUUUCCACUGCAUAAGGUUGUAUGAUGAUGAUGACACAUUUCCAUUCCUGCUUUUGAGAUGCACUUUUUCUGCUGAUUUAUUAAUACUGUGGUGCAUUUUUAAUACUUAUAUGAAAGCUUGCUUCCUAAUAAGACCACUGUACUAUCUUGGAAUUUGUCCUUCCCUGGUUCCCUUUCUAGGUAAGCGAUUACACACAGCCUCAUACCAAGGCUGAACUCCACCCUCUCUCUGGGCAGAAAGAAACAGGACGCCCUCUCGAACUAUUGAACUUGAAAUACUUCUGCUGAGUUACAGGGAUUCAUCACUUCUGAAAGCAGUGCUGAUCUCUGCAGCACUGUCCUUCCUACCCAAGUGCUCACGCUCCGUUCCCUGCCUCCUGCUGUGCAUUCAGUACUGCCACGUAGCAUAAAGCCUCCCUAUUCCUUCUCAUUUCUCUCCUGGUGUUAUACUUAAUUUCCAUCUUCUCUUCUUAUUAUAAGAUUGUUUUCUAUUCUGCUUCCCACAGAAUAUGGUGAAGCUACAUCUGUGCUUUAGAAGCCAAGCUAUAAUACAUGAAAAUUACCUUAACCCAAACCAGUUCUGUUGUCUUCUGUCUUUUCCCAUCUGCUACAGCUUGCAGCUUCUUAUGUUAUAGCCAGACUAAAAUGACUUUUUGGUUUUUCCUGAAUAAUGUACUGGCAAACACGUCUGAUUUUCUGCUCCCUUUUACACACUUGCUUUCUGAAUCCAAAAACCACAUGCAAGUCUAACACUGCUUGAGCAGAGUUAAAUAUAUUUAUUGCAAAAGCAAACUCCAUGAUGUGAAGUCCUAUCGAUUUUGUAUCAUCUCCCUGACCUAAACUGUAUACAAACCUUUGCCUUGUUGUGGUGAAAAUCAACAGAUAAUCAAACACCAAAAAAACAACCCUCAGCCCCUGUAACAUCAGAUUUCUAACACAGUUUGUGCUUUUAGUAAUUCAGCUAUUCCUAAGCUUAAGAGUAACCUUGGACGUGACUGCUACAGCUAACUGCAAAGACAGAACUGAGGCAGCAGGAGAGAGCCACUUCUCAGCAGUUCCCUUUACCUGUGGGUAAGAUAAAGCACAACUGAACCAGUGAGGGGCAAAGCAGGGGCAACAACAAAACUGAUCUUCUCCUCCAUUUCUCAUUAGCUCAAGCAUGUACAUAUGCCAGACCCCUGCAACAGGCACUUGGGAAAUCCAACUUUUUGUUUUAAGUAGCAAAAGCUAGGCAAUCUAAGCACUGCACCACCAAGAACCACAGAUGUGAACUGCUCCUUUCCCAAUAAGUAACACACAUAUGCAUGUUCUCCUACCAAACUACGAAUUUUAUGGCCUUAAUAAGUUACAAAGGUGGCUUAAAGAAAAAAAUAACAACAAAAAGUAACAUCAAACAUUCAAAAUGGACAUUAAUAAUCCACUACUAAAGCAUGUUACAUGUUAUGAAGUUCCUGUAGCACUACACAACAACACUUUACCAACUGGUAUCAAGCAGCUCACAUUCACAACUGACAAUCCUUCAUUUGGAGCAGAAGCCUUCUAGAAGCACUCUGAAGGAAUGAAGCUGGCAUUUUUUGCAUGCCUCCAAUGAAUGCAUCAACAAAGCAGAAAGUGGGGUUUCCUCAGUCUCAAAAGCACACUGUGCUUCUAGAGUACUGACUUUCAAAGCGUUAGGAAUGCAGAAGAGCUAACUGUUACAAGGAAGAUACUGACAAUUGGUAUUUUGAUAGUUGCUAGCAAUGGUAUUUAACACAAGAAACACUAAAGGAGCCUAACAUUCUGUACUGCAGAAGUCUGCUGCGAUUUUUUUUCCUUCUUCCCUUUUUAUGCCUCCAGAGGGAAUCUGGAAUGAUACGCUUAGGAAAAGAGCCCCGAAAUAGUUCUCAGUAGCAGAUGGACUCCUGUGAGGCUGCUAAACAGUAGAAAAACGAGGCUUUUCAUUCCUUAGCUUAGCAAAGCCAGCUUAAGUGAAAAGCACAAAGCAUCAUUCACAUUCAAUCCAGUCUCAAAACGGCACUAUGCAGUGGCAAUCAGAAGACACUAUGACAGGUGGCCAACUAAGCUGCUGUGUUAGGAUUCACCUUGAUGUGCACUGCUGUAAGCUGCUGGACAUGGUCCACCUGAGCAGAACGCUGACUACCCACUGCAUGGUUUGACCCUUACGAGAUCCAAAUGCAACACGCUUGCUCAGCUAUCGCAGGGGUUAUGCUAGGGUAAGCUACAACUGAAGGUAAAGAUUCAUUACACUCCAGAAUCCAUGUAUAUUUCCAUUUUAUUUCAUUUUAAGCUGUUACAGGGUUUUCUUAAACUGCCAGAGGUCAUGCCCAAAAACUCAAAGAUGGUACAAUGGACAGUCUCAUCUACCCUUCGUACAGUAGAUUAGAACUUGAUUCAUGUGCAUUGGCGACUUCAAUCGCUUUAGAGAAUCAGGAAAAAUGUUUUAGGAUUUCACAUUUCUACCACAUCAACUGACGUGCCCAUUUACCAUGAAUUCCACAGAAACCUUGAGUGACACAUCAACAGUUUUGCCGGCAACAAAGUAUUUUCAAGGAAGAUACAUGGCUAAGAGCUCAAGGUAUUGGUACCAGUCUUUCAGCCGGGUGGUUUCCCAGGUCUCUGACUGAAGAGAGUCUCUUGAGCCCUCUCUUUAAUAGCAGCUUCUAGCAGAAAUUUUAAAGACUUAACUUUGCAAGAGCAAAGCCAGUUUUAGUCUGUGCGCAGAAGAACCAGGUGAAACCCUGCCACAAAGUCAACAGCAAAAUUCCCAUUGGCCUCAGAGAAGUAAUUUAAAGCAAGUCAGCAGUUAGACAAAAGGAACCCAACUACGCAAAAUUCCCACGCUAUCAUCAUCCUCUGCAGAUGCACAGUACUCCCACGCAAGCAAGCAAGUUUUGGUUUGUUCCCUUGUUUCUCUUGCCAUUGGCAACUCUUAGAGAUGUUGGGUCUUUUUUUUUUUUUAUUUUUUUAAUUUUUUGGCAUUUACUCUGAGAAACAUCAACACUGGAGCAUGCCACUACUUCAUUUUCCUUCUGGCAUAAGAGAAAAAGUUACAGCAGAACACUUUUGGUACACGUCAGGUUUUGCUGACUGAACCAGUUAUGGGCAAUGUCCUGCACUCUUAGUGUAUCAGUGCCGUUUUGCCUACCUUCACUAAAUUAAUUCAGAAAUGACAACGACUUAAAGAAGUCACUGCCUUCUGUUCUUACCCAACAUUCUGACUUUAUUAAAUACCAUUUAUGAGUUUCAGUUUGAGGAUUUCUGCCUCAAAAAGCCUGCAGGCUUCACCAAACUAGUCAAGCAAAUAAGGCUUAUCAAGCAUAAGUCAUCCCUCUGUACAAGUUAUUUGGUUAUUAAGUAACCACUGCCCUUUAACAGACAAAUACCCAUUCUCAACAAAUCUGGUAUUACUAUUGCCAUGUAUCUCACAUUUUCUUUAAGAUGACAAAUCCGAAAGACUGCAGUUGGAGUCUGGAUACCUCUGUGUCAAAUCAAAACCCUUAGUGCCUUAGGGUGAGAAAAACAAACUUCAUGAUAAAAAACAAAACAAAAUAAA